UCAACAAUAUUUUCAACAAUCAUAAUUAUUCCUUAAUUUUCUUCAAGAAAAACUCAAUGACACUCCCAAAUUUUGAUGCUCUAAGAGACUUGCAUGAUUCUGCCAACGACAUGCUUCACUCCCCGGUGAUCAAACGAGAAAUCGCACAUCAAGGACAGGAGAAAUGGACACACGAGGUUUCAGAAAUAUCGUUAAGGAUGUUGGACGUUUGUGGUACCACCAAAGAUGUCCUUUUGCUUGUUAAGGAUCAUGUCCAUGAUCUUAAGUCUACGUUCAGAAGAAUCAGCGUUGCAGAAAACACGACAACAGAAAACAAGUUCGCGCCUUUUCAUUGUCAUAGGAAGAAGUUGAAGAAAGAGAUGUUAAAGCGCUUGCAUUCCUUAAAAGGAAUGAAAAAUAACACCAAGUGCAUCGAUUCAUCGUUAUCAUCAAUAGAUAAUAAUAAAAAUAAUCUUAUGGUGGUUGUUAAUGUAUUAAGAGAAGUUAGAGUGGCAACAAUGUCAAUAUUGGAAUCUUUGAUGGCACUUAUGUCAAUGCCAAGUCCUAAUUCAACUCGGAAAACGAGUAAAGGAUAUUUCGGUUCAAAGUUAUUGUUGAGGGUAAACAGUUUAAGUUCAUGGGAAAAAUGUGAUGCGAUGACAUUGCAGUGUGCUAAUAAAAGAUUGGAAGCUGUGGAAUUAGCCAUCGAAGAUCUUGAAGGUGAACUUCAAUGUAUUAUUCGAAGAUUGAUUCGAACAAGAGUUUCACUAUUAAAUUUACUUACUUACUAGCAAAUUAAAGAAGAAAUAAUAUUGUAGGAGCUAAUAAUUGACUACCUAUUAAUUAUUUGAAGGACUUUAAUGAAUGAUCUAAUAUUUUUUUAGUUAAUUAAUUAAGAUCACUGCACAACUAGCUC
Solanum dulcamara is the source of this 895-nucleotide messenger RNA. RefSeq lists its product as uncharacterized. Lineage: Eukaryota; Viridiplantae; Streptophyta; Magnoliopsida; Solanales; Solanaceae. The record is from RefSeq and is a predicted model, not a curated record. Bases 57 to 770 code for a protein of 237 amino acids. The transcript has a single exon. Gene Ontology annotation, biological process: shoot system development; root development.